Pneumocystis jirovecii RU7 is the source of this 2202-nucleotide messenger RNA. RefSeq names its product RNA-processing protein PTA1. The coding region runs from base 1 to 2202 and encodes 733 amino acids. Lineage: Eukaryota; Fungi; Ascomycota; Pneumocystomycetes; Pneumocystales; Pneumocystaceae. Gene Ontology annotation, cellular component: mRNA cleavage and polyadenylation specificity factor complex. The transcript is spliced from 8 exons. The record is from RefSeq and is a predicted model, not a curated record.
AUGAACGACGACACGGCAGCUCAGCUUUCUCAGUUAAAUACGAUAUGGGAACUUGUAGAACAAGAUGCAUCUUUUUUUUUACAGAUUGUUCCAGGAGUUUUGCCUAUUGCAAUGCGGUCAGAGCUCUCAAUACGCCAGUGGAUUGCAGAUUUUCUUGCUUUGACAUUUACAACACCAAAUUUAUCUAUAGAUAACAAGGAAAAGCUUGGAUUGCAAUGCCUUGAGACAUUGAUUAAUUAUGUACAAUUUGAUGAUAUUGUGUUAUUAAAAAGCAUUAUUCGGUGCUGUUCAGCAAUUUAUCCUAUUAUGUUUCGCUAUGUGUCUGUACAACAAAAUCUGUCUGUCUGGAAUCAGGUGAUGCAGAUUAAGAACCGUAUUUUUCAGCUGUGGAAGUCAAAAAAUAGAGGCAUUCGUGUCGCAUGUAUCAAAUUUAUUCAAACUAUAAUACAAACUCAAACGUUGGGUACAAAAGAUCCAAGACUUAUUAAUAAAUCUGAUAUUUCCUUGAAUUUAAUUAUGCCUACACACCCUUUUUUAAAUAGUCUUGAUCUUGAAGCAGAAGCCAAGGGUUUUUUAGAUAGACUUAUCGAAAAUAUGUCUGAAAAACCAUUGGACCCUCUUACGAUCACUGCUACUUUAAAUUGUUUGAUUGUUUUAGCAAAACAUAGGAUAGAUAUAAAUACACGAAUUAUUAAUGGAAUUUUAAGUUUUAGCCCUAUAGAUGACACUUUCAAAGAACAAAAUGACAUGAAAUUACAUAUUCAAACACGAUCAUUAAUCAAAAACAUUAUAAUUGUUUUAACAAAUUUUUUAAGAACUAAUAAUGUAGGUCCUUUGGCCGCAAAAAUUAACCAAUAUCUAUCUGCCCAGGAAAAAUUUGAUAUGCAAGAUGAUAACUCUCGUAAAAGAUUUUUCUCUGACGUUAAUUAUUUUUCUACCAAAAGGAUAAAAAUGGAGAACACAAAUUUACAGAAAAACUCUGAAAUAGUGCCUAAUACAUCUAUUAUUUCAUUAUUUAUGCUUAAUCAGAUGAAAAAAGACAAUCCAUUGCUUUCUAUUGAUGUUACUCAGCUUCCUCAUGAACUUGUAGCAAGAAUUACAAUUGAAAGUCUUUUAUAUAUUAAAAAUGACCUUUUUGAACGCAAUAUUAAUGUAAUAUUGCGAUCGAGACUAUUAGAACAAACACAAUUAAAAGUACCAACGAAUAUCGAAGAAAACAAACUACUCAAAGACUCUUUAAAAAAUAUUACUGAUACUGAAGAAGAUGAUUAUGAGCCGUCUGAUGCAUCUACUUUCCCAUUGGAUGAAAAUGUUAUGAAAAUCCACAAUUUACAAAUCAAAGAAAAAAAUUAUUACGAAAAGACUAUAAAAGCAGCCCCUUUUGAACUCCCUGAUCCGCAACCUUUCACACCGUCUUCACUAACAAAACAAUUCCAUGCUGUUAUAGAUAGAUUAUUUUUAAAUGUUUUCAAAGACACGACAUCAAAUGAUACGAAACACACACGAAUCCUUAAUUUGGAAAACUUAAAAACAAAUAAAUGGAACAAACAGAGUUGGAUUAGAUUGAUUUCUCGUCUUUGUACAAGAGGCCUUAUUACUUCAAAAGAAACUAACGAAAAAAAUAAUAAUGAUCAAAUUUCUUUUUCUCAUUUUGUAAGAAAUAAACUUUUAGAAUAUGUCCUGUCAUACUUUAAAGAACGUAUCCAGUUCGCCGUAACAUGGCUGAGCGAAGAAUGGUACAAUGAUCAUUUAAUGCUACGUAAAAGUAAAGAAGAACUUUUGACCUGGGAAGGCCCUCAAUAUGAAAAAUGGACACUGAUGGUUUUGGACGGAAUUUUGCCCUUCGUCGAGGGCACUAACAAAGCAUUUCUACGGUUCCUGUCCGAUCUGCCCGAGCUUUCUGUAACCUGUAUCCAUCGGCUCCGUAUUCUUUGUCUGGACCCCGAACGAAGCAAACUCGGCUUUGCCGCCUUGCAAUACCUCAUCAUGCUCCGUCCACCCGUCCGGGCUGUCUGUCUUGACUUUGUACAGACUCUGUGGGCUGAAAACCAUUCCGACAUUUCUACUCCUGUUCAACGAAUACUUAGCAAAUAUCGUCCUGAAAUCCUUCAUUCUCCUCAGAUCCCGUCUUCUGCUCCUUCUGACACUUCUCUUUCCCCUCCCACUUCUGAUAUCACUCAUUCUCUCAAGACUUCUUUAUAA